Molecule: messenger RNA, 2272 nt
Organism: Pecten maximus
Lineage: Eukaryota; Metazoa; Mollusca; Bivalvia; Pectinida; Pectinidae
Product: cytochrome P450 3A8-like
Exons: 14
Coding region: 287-1837 (516 amino acids)
Molecular function (GO): heme binding; oxidoreductase activity, acting on paired donors, with incorporation or reduction of molecular oxygen; iron ion binding
Source: RefSeq, a predicted model, not a curated record
ACUUUGUUUUAGACAAGCGUUCUAUUAUGACGAUUUACCAAGUGUCUGCCGUUUAAAAGGUUUUGUGUGGUAUAGUGUUGAGAAUGUGCAUUCCUCCCAGCGGUAACUACAGUACUUUAACAGCAUAAAUACGGUAUAGCUGACCUUCACUGCUACCACUUCAUUAUAGUGUACACAGAUAUGUCGUUCUAGAUAUGUUGACAGUAUGUCUAAUACCUAUACCUGUGUGUGUACGCCGAACACCGAGGAUCUACCUGUGAUAGGGAAGUAUCUGUGAGCUAACAACAUGGAGGUACUGGGAUUUACCGUCCCUCUAUGGCUGGUGCUGAUCAUAGCCGUAUUGGCCCUGUAUACAUAUAUGAUGAGUCGUCACCAUGGGACCUUUAAGAAGCUCAACAUUCCAGGACCUGCACCCUGGCCAAUCAUUGGAAGUCUAGUAGAAAUCAACAGUGGGGGAUUUCAGAAGUUCCAAGUAGAUUGUAUGAGAAAAUAUGGAAAAGUUUACGGAUUCUACGGCGGACUGUCCCCUCAAACGCUCGCCGUCGGGGACAAGGAAAUGUUAAGAGAGAUUCUUGUGAAACAAUUUGCAAGCUUUACGGAUCGAAUAGUGUUUAAAGAGUUCAAUGGGGAUGUAGAUACAGCUAUUAAUAACUUAAGUGGAGAUCACUGGAAGCACGUGCGCAGCAAAAUUACUCCCGCGUUUUCUACUGGGAAACUUCGGAAAAUGGCUCCAUUGGUGGAUCACGCCAGCGACACACUUUUGAAAUCACUGAAGAGGAAUUUGAAGGAUGGCAUUGGAAUUGUUGAAAUGAUGGAAGUCUUUGGAGCCUAUACCAUGGACGUGAUAUGUUCAACGGCUUUUGGUAUUCAAAUAGAUUCACAAAACAACCCAAAUGAUGAAUUUGUGUCCAAUGCAAGAAAAUUCUUGAUUUUAAAGUUGUUUUCUCCCCUCAUCUUAAUUUUGAUAUUUCUACCAAAACUUCACUUCCUGGCGCCUUUGAUGGGAUUUACAUUCCUAGAUAAAGACAUCCAGGCGUUUUUCCGCAGGAUAACAGCCAAACUUCUUGCUGAACGUGUCGUAGGCAGCAAGGAUCGUGUAGACUUUCUUCAAUUGAUGAAAAAUGCGCAACAUGAAAGUGAAGAUUCGGACGCAGAAAACGAUGAAGAACAGGAUGACAAUAUUUCCCUAAAGACACCGUCCACGUCUUGGUCGAGGAAAGGUAUCACAUUCGAUGAAAUUCUAGGAAAUGCCGAAGUUUUCUUCUUCGCUGGUUACGAGACUACAACGAUAACUUUAUCGAUGGCUACGUAUUAUCUGGCUUUGUAUCCGGAGUACCAGGACAAACUUCGACAGGAACUGACGGACAAACUCGGAUCUAAGGACUUGACCUAUGACAACGUUCGUGAGGUUGAAUACCUGGAAAUGGUCAUCAACGAAACACUCCGAAUCAGCCCUCCUGCUACACGGACGGACAGGGUUUGUGUAAAAGAUACGGAGAUCAAUGGCAUCAAGUUUUCGGCCGGCAUGAACAUCAGCGUACCUAUCUAUGGCAUCCAUCAUGAUCCGGAUAACUGGGAAGAUCCGGAGAAGUUCAUUCCGGAAAGAUUUGCAAGCAAGGACAACUACGACCCGAUGACAUUUCUUCCCUUUGGUUACGGACCUCGGAUAUGCAUUGGCAUGCGACUUGUUCAGAUGGAACUAAAAAUGUCACUUGCCAAGGUUAUCCGCAAUUUCAAGAUUUCCGUUUGCAGCGAGACACAGAUUCCUCCCGAGAUGAUGAAGCUGGGGUUGUUAAAGCCAAAAACAGUAAAACUGAAACUGGAAGAGAUAAAGUAGACAGCGGACAUGUGGAGCCCUGGAAAUGCCUUCACGCUUUUUUUAUUUAGAUUCUAACAAUAUUCAAAGAAGUUAUCAAUUACAUAGUACUUUAAAUAGAACAGUAAUUAUACAUUUAAUACUUUAAAUAGAGCAGUCAUUAUUUUGACGGUGAACUGUUGCCGUCCACGCCCGCGUGCGGCUUCAAUUACGAAGUAAUUAUGACAUGGGAUACAGACAUGCGAUGGGUGUGACAAUAUUUUAUUGUGCGAUAUAGCCAUGCGAGUCUAAACAUGGUAUGUGUAUAUUUCCUACAUAACAUGGUAAUGAUAACAAUACAAAAUGUAUGUUUUAGUAUUUAUUCAUCUGUAUAUUUUAUUUAUACAAUGUUUAUACAAGUAGGCGCGUGUCUAACCACAGGAAAAUUUAUAAAUAAAAUCGUUUUUGAGAAAAAUA